Schistocerca gregaria is the source of this 2079-nucleotide messenger RNA. RefSeq names its product UTP--glucose-1-phosphate uridylyltransferase-like. The record is from RefSeq and is a predicted model, not a curated record. The coding region runs from base 121 to 1731 and encodes 536 amino acids. NCBI's taxonomy places the organism in Eukaryota, Metazoa, Arthropoda, Insecta, Orthoptera, Acrididae. Gene Ontology annotation, cellular component: cytoplasm. Gene Ontology annotation, biological process: glycogen metabolic process; UDP-alpha-D-glucose metabolic process. Gene Ontology annotation, molecular function: UTP:glucose-1-phosphate uridylyltransferase activity. The transcript is spliced from 12 exons.
UCAAAAUCUGCAGGGCUCCUGUGGCACACCAGCCACGUCACUUAUGGAAUCAGUGUCUGUUGGCGACAAAAAUUCUUUUCUGCGCAUUCUCCAGCAGCAAUUAUACUAGAAACAAGCACAAUGCAAGUUGAGAUGAGUUCCGCUACGGGAGACCGCUGCGACAUAUGUCUCACAGCAAACGAAAAUCCUCGUUCUGUGAUAAUGGAAGAUCCGAGGCAUCCUCAGAAACCAUUGCCAAAUUUAACACUAUUUGAGGAGUUGAAACAAUCUAGGAAUCAAAAAGUGCUUUCUGAUAUGAAGAAUGCCUUAAGCAGAUUGACUCAAACAGCACCUGCCAGCAGAAGACAUAUAGUUCAGACGGAGCUUGAUGGCUUCAGUCAGUUAUUUGAACAUUUCCUCUUUGAAGAAGCACAACACAUAAUCUGGGAUCAUAUAAGUGUUCUACCUAAAGAUGCUGUUCAAGAUUACUCAACAUUGCACUUACCAUCAUCAGAAAAAAUACAUCAGUUGCUCAGUAAACUGAUUGUUGUAAAGCUGAAUGGUGGACUUGGGACGUCAAUGGGUUGUGAGGGACCAAAAUCUGUUAUUACAGUCAGAAAUGACAUGAACUUCCUUGAUCUGACAGUGGAACAAAUACUAUACCUGAAUUCAACAUAUGGCACAAAUGUUCCAUUGGUGUUAAUGAACUCUUUUAACACUGAAAGUGAAACUCAAAAAAUGAUAGAAAAGUACAAAGGUUUGAAUGUGCAAAUACAUUGCUUUAAUCAGAGCUGUUACCCUCGAAUAAAUGAAAGCUCAUUCCUUCCAGUUACAGCAGACUGUGAUAUCAAAAGUAACAAGGAAGCGUGGUACCCCCCUGGUCAUGGAGAUUUUUAUGAAAGUUUCAGCAAUUCGGGGCUUCUUAAUCAAUUCAUUGAAGAGGGACGCAAGUACUGUUUUAUAUCAAACAUUGACAAUUUAGGUGCUGAAGUUGAUCUGAAAAUUUUAAAUCUGAUGGACAGUGCGCAAAGUGUGCAUGGCGGAGAACUUGAGUUUUUAAUGGAAGUUACUGAGAAAACAAAGGCAGAUGUUAAGGGUGGUGCAUUAGUCAUAUAUGAAGAGAAGCUUCAGCUGCUUGAGACGGCACAAAUACCUAAAGAGCAUUUAGAAGACUUUAAAUCUAACCCAAUUUUUAAAUACUUCAACACAAAUAAUUUAUGGAUACAGUUAAAUGCUGUGAAACGAAAUGUCGAAGAAAAGUGGCUAGAAAUGGAAGUCAUUGUUAAUAAAAAGAAGAUGUCAAAUGGACUCCCUGUUAUACAGCUUGAGACAGCAGUGGGGGCUGCGAUUAAAUCUUUUGAUGGAAGCAAAGGAGUCAACGUUCCACGCCGUCGCUUUUUACCAGUUAAAAAAACUUCUGAUCUGUUGCUGGUGAUGAGCAAUCUGUAUAAAUUGAAGAACGGAUCACUUUCAAUGAAUCCUCUUCGAGGAAGUGACACGGUACCCCUUGUUCACCUUUCUGAAGAGUAUUAUAAGGAGGUGAAGGACUUUCUGGCCAGAUUUCAAAAUAUCCCAGAUAUUCUGGAAUUGGAAUUUCUAACAGUAUCUGGAAACGUUUAUUUUUCUAAGGGAGUAUCUUUAAAGGGUACAGUUAUAAUUUUUGGUAAUGGCAGCAACAAAGUCUGCAUUCCACCAAAUGCUCUGUUACAAAACAAAAUAGUCAAAGGUGCCUUAAAUAUUUCUGAUUUUUAACGAAAUUAUUUUAUAGAGAUUUUUGUGAAGUUAUUGGCUUCAACAUAGCACAAGGUCUUCUGAACUUGUUUACAGCUAUAUUUUUAUUACCAAGGGUUUUAUCUGGACAAUCUAUAAUUCUUGUAUUCAGCAGUAUAUAUAAUUUCCGUGAUAGUAUAUCAGUUUUAGAUAAAAAUUUUCUCAUGUCUAUGAAAAAAUAUUUCGUGAAUAUUUUUUUCACUAAAUGAUGUAUCAGAUAUAUUAUGAACUCGUGUUAAAAGGUGAGUGAAGAUAUUGACAGCAAUUCGCUGUAAAAUCAACUGCACAUUGUAUGCAAUGGAUUUAAAUUAAAAACUGCAUCUCUAAAUA